Agrilus planipennis (emerald ash borer) is the source of this 1998-nucleotide messenger RNA. Its product is annotated as YTH domain-containing protein 1-like. Gene Ontology annotation, molecular function: N6-methyladenosine-containing RNA reader activity; mRNA binding. The coding region runs from base 250 to 1614 and encodes 454 amino acids. Gene Ontology annotation, cellular component: nucleoplasm. Lineage: Eukaryota; Metazoa; Arthropoda; Insecta; Coleoptera; Buprestidae. The transcript is spliced from 2 exons. The record is from RefSeq and is a predicted model, not a curated record. Gene Ontology annotation, biological process: regulation of alternative mRNA splicing, via spliceosome; mRNA splicing, via spliceosome.
GGAUUUGAAUUCGCCGCCUAAAACAUAUGUAACUAGGGAAUUGCAAUAUCAAAGUUUGGUAAUUUCGUCAAUAAUGCCAACGUACAUGGCGUAGUGUUUUGGUUUACGUAUUUAUUGUUACAAUUUUAUUGUCUUAAAUAAUUUAAUUACAUUAACAAUAACAGCAAGGAGGAAAACCUUGAUUGACUAUGAGGUUGUGUGUUAAUUAAGAAGGUCACUUUUCAAUUUUUUGUCUUAUUAAAUUUAAUAAUGGACUCGAAAGAUUCCAAGAAGAAUGGCAGUGUAGACACAGAGAAUCUUAAUUUGAGUCUCGAUAUGGGAGACGACAAACUAGACGAAGUAAAUUAUGAAAGCGAUGUUUCCGCAACUACUUCGGAUACUUCUAGUGUCCCUUCAAUUAGCUCUGUUAGUUCAGACUCCUCUGGUAAAGGGCGUCGUUCAAGGCAUAAAAGAGGCCGUUCGAGAGAAAAAAGUACAUCUCCUCCGGCUAAACUAGCAAGAUCAAAAGGAAAAUCAUAUGACUAUAUGACCAAAUUAAAUUAUUUAUUUCGAGAUACUAGAUUUUUUGUAAUUAAAUCUAAUAAUGCUGAAAAUGUCACCUUGUCAAAAGCAAAGGGUGUUUGGUCUACACUUCCUCAAAAUGAAGCAAAUUUAAAUCAAGCGUUUAGAGAAUCAAGAAAUGUAAUUUUAAUAUUUUCUGUAAAAGAAAGUGGAAGAUUUGCAGGUUUUGCUAGGUUGCAUGGUGAAUCGAGGCAUGAUGUUCCUGCAAUUUCGUGGGUUUUGCCUCCAGGACUUUCUGCUAAAGCGCUAGGUGGUGUAUUUAAAGUAGAUUGGAUAUGUAGAAAAGAGUUGCCCUUCAGUGAGACAAUGCACUUGUAUAAUCCAUGGAAUGAUGGAAAACCAGUGAAAAUAGGUAGAGAUGGUCAAGAAAUUGAGCCUAGAGUAGCAGAAGAACUUUGCCGUCUAUUUCCUGAAGAUGAAGGUAUUGAAUUGACUCCCAUUUUACGUUUAUCCAAGGAAGCUGCAAAAAAGAAUGGAAUUAGAGGACCCAGGCAUCCAAAAGCUCGCAUGCCAAUAGCACUACGUAAUGCUUCUUUAAGUUCAAUAAGAGGAAGAAAUUCGUCAUACUCACGUAGAAAAUUCUUUUUGUCUACUAGGAGAUUGGCGUCGUCGGGUGCUCCUUAUAGAAGAUCGCCAUCUCCCAGAUCUAGAGAUCGUUACAAAUUUUUUUACGAUCGGGAAUCACCCCGACCUUACACAGCAGCAGCAGCCGAAGCAUAUGUUGCAGACUACAUGAGGUCCAUGCAACAUCAGCUUCCUCCUCUACCCUACGUUCCUCCACCAGGACUUUAUUCAAGUGCAGGUUACGAUUUAGCUCCCCCAAGAUACUACGAUGGACUCCCACUUCCUGAUUAUCCUGCCACAAGAAGUAUAGCAUAUUCUGACAAGAGAUCAUAUGAUAGGUCUGUAGAUGAGUUUUUAUGGAGAACAAGCGAUAGAUCAAGAGACAGAGAGCGAGAAAGAGACCGAGAAAGGGACAGAGAUAGGGAUCGCGACAGGGACCGUGAUAGGGACAGAGACAGGGAUCGUCAUCGUUACAGGGAUCGCCGGUGAACUUCGACAUGUACUGCAUUUUUCCAUUAAUUUAAUAAAAUUGUUAGAUUUAAAUUCAUUUUAUUGAUCGAUAUUUUUUUUGUGUAAGGUCAAUUGAUCGGUUCUUUCUAAAGAAAAAAUGUAUGAUUUUUGCUCAUUUUUUCUUUUUAUAAAAUUUUGUAACGGUCGAAAUAUGUAAGUACCAUAAUUUUGUGCUUGUAUUAUCCUUUUUGAGGAUCGAUAGCAUGUUACAUACAGAACACUUUAAAAUAAUAAUUAUUUUGAAGAAGUUUCUAUUUUUCUUUUGUUGAUGUUAUUGUCAUUUUCAUUAAAUUUAAGCGACUACACAAAAAAAUCAGGAAUACACUGUGUACGAUUAAAUAUUUUAUUAAAAAAAAAAACAAU